This is a messenger RNA of Ceraceosorus bombacis, 997 nucleotides long. Lineage: Eukaryota; Fungi; Basidiomycota; Exobasidiomycetes; Ceraceosorales; Ceraceosoraceae. The record is from the annotation of a GenBank genome assembly.
AUGUGCGAACCACCCACGACGUGCGCCAGGUAAGAGCCAGACCUAACGAAGAGUCUAGGUGCAGUGCCUCGUCUGCUUAGUGUGCAUCUGCCUUUUGCGGUUCAGCGAGGAGGUCUGGUAUCAUUUGCUGCUCAACCCGAAGCGCACCGUCAACCUUGCUUCGCUCUGAGCCAUACUAUCUAAGGGCCAUCAACAACCAGGCGACAGGGCUGAGCAUCAAAGCGAGGCGCUCCAAACUCUUCUACAGCCGCAUACAACUCUCUCCCAGAGCAGACCCAUCUAAAGAGGACGCUUUCGUCCUCACUUGUGGGAUGGUGUACAUCAAAUCUUGGGUCGCAUUUCACGCGGCCGCGAUAGAUAUUCAGAAAGCACAGCCCGAGCGGGUGAGUGGACUUGUCAGAUUUGCGAGCACUUCGAUCAGCGUGCUGUUGGGAAGUUGGGGACGGCGUUGGCUGGAAAUGGAGCCUCUCUCAAGACAUCGAUGUCGGCUGGCCAAACGCAACUACACCGGAUCUAGCGUGGUGCUGCCGCUCUCCCAUCAAAUGCUGAUAGCGUCCUAUCCCGUGACUUGAAAGACCCGCUACUUGAUCAAAGCGCACCCAGCCACGCAGUCGCUCAUUCUCAAGAUCACGGAUGAUUUCUCUGUGAGUGUGCAGUCUGCUCAGCGAUGAACACUAGCGUUGGAUCGAGAGAAAGGUCUCACAUUCGCCCAUGUACUUGCUAGACGAUCAAAUUUCGAACACGAAGCUCCAUCAUCCUCAACCGCUUUCAAGCCUUGAAUCACGAGCUCAUCGCACAGUUUGCCGGAGCACCCAAACCAAUGCUGUCGGAGGCGCAACCGGGCGCCACCAGUCAAGAUGCAGCGCCUAUCGCGGUAGCAGAGCAUGUAGGAUCGUCCUCAGGCGCUGUAACGGCGCAGACUGGCACUCAGAGCGGUGGGGGCAGCGGUGGAGGUGGUGGCGGUGGGAAGAAGAAGAAGAAGAAGGGCAAAAAGUAG